Molecule: messenger RNA, 918 nt
Organism: Dovyalis caffra
Lineage: Eukaryota; Viridiplantae; Streptophyta; Magnoliopsida; Malpighiales; Salicaceae
Source: the annotation of a GenBank genome assembly
AUGAAGUGGGAAGUGGAAAUUCUAUCUCCAUCGUACUUUUCCAGCACGAACUGGCUAAGAGAAGAGAGCAAGAGCACAAAAUGGACUCCAGCAGAGAACAAGGCGUUUGAGAAUGCUCUCGCAGUUUAUGAUAAGGACACUCCUGAUAGAUGGCAAAAGGUGGCAGCUAUGAUUCCAGGGAAGACAGUAGGGGAUGUUAUCAAGCAGUAUAAGGAAUUAGAACUUGAUGUUAGCUACAUAGAGGCAGGUCUGAUUCCAGUUUCUGGAUAUGGCACCUCUCUAUUCACACUGGAUAGGGUUAAUGGCAAUGGAUAUGAUGGUUUCAAACAAUCUUAUGGCCUUGGUGGAAAGAGAUCCUUAACAGGUCGACCUGCUGAUCAGGAGAGAAAGAAAGGAGUUCCAUGGACAGAGGAAGAGCACAAGCUGUUUCUGAUGGGCUUGAAGAAGUAUGGCAAAGGGGACUGGAGAAACAUAUCUCGCAAUUUUGUUAUCAGUAGAACGCCGACUCAGGUGGCUAGUCAUGCACAAAAAUAUUUUAUCAGGCAGCUCUCAGGAGGGAAAGAUAAGAGAAGAGCUAGUAUUCAUGAUAUAACAACUGUCAAUCUCAACGAAGCGAGAACUCCUUCACCGGACAAUAUAAGAUCUCCACCUGAUCAAUCUGGUGCGAUUUCUCAGCAGCCCAAUUCUGCUGCCAUUCCGAGAACAAAUUUCCAAUGGAAUCAACCCAACAGUGGAGCAACCAUGGGUUUUAAUUCAACAAAUACGAACAUGUUCAUGUCUUCUCCUUAUGGGAUUAACUCAUAUGGGCUUAAAAUGCAAGGCCAAAAUCUGCAUAGAGGUGCUGUUCAUGACUCUUACUUUGGACAGCAAACCAUGGGUUUUCAGAUGCAAUCUGCGCAACACUAUCCUCAUGGAUGA